AGAGGUUUCUCGACGAGACGUGUGCAUAUUUUGUUACGAUUUACUUUAAAUACAAUUCAAUUUGUAAAACUAUGUUUAAUGAACUGUUUUAGUCAAUUUAGAAUUAAAUGAUUUGAGCUUAUCAGGAUUCAGCGAUGACAUGCUUAAGCAAUCCUUGCCCAAACCAAGGUCCAGCUGGAGCUGUUUUCGUAAAUUUGAUAUCGCAUUUGUUGACCGCACAGUGCCUUAUCACAGAACCAUGGCCUGAGGACCACGGACCACGUGUCAGAGAUAAUGACAGCUUCGAUUUCAUCAUAGUCGGUUCUGGAACCGCUGGUUCGAUUGUCGCCAACCGUUUGUCAGAAGUCAAGGAAUGGAAGGUCUUACUAAUUGAAGCUGGAGAUAAUCCCCCAGUUGAGAGUAUUAUUCCAAACUUCUCUGGAGCGACACAUAGAAGUGACCAAGUAUGGCAAUACUACACAGAAAGAGAUGAAACGACGAAUAGAGGUUGUGAAGAUGGAAAAUCGUUUUGGCCUAGAGGCAGAAUGCUUGGUGGCACUGGUUCUAUUAAUGGUCUUCUUCACAUGAGAGGCAGUCCCGGCGAUUACGAACCAUGGCAUUUAACAGACGAUGAUGGUUGGGAUUGGCCAAAUAUUAAGAAAUAUUUUAUGAAAAGUGAAAAAAAUGUUGACCCUACAAUCCUUAAUGAUCCAGUUUUAAGAAGAAACCACGGAACCGACGGCUUGUAUAUUGUUGAUAAAUUAAAUUUCACUCACCCUGACAUAGUUAAUAAAUUAACUCAAGCUUAUAUUGAAAUGGGAUUAACUUAUCUAGAUGAUAUAAAUGGACCUACGCAGAUGGGAUUUGGAAGGAUACAGGGUGGCAAUCAUAAAGGUAGAAGAGUUAGUUCAGCAACAGCGUUUCUAAAUUCGGCUAGGGAUCGUGGAAAUUUAUAUAUUUUGAAAAACACCUUUGUUGAUCAAAUUAUUUUUAAAGAUUCAAAAGCAGUUGGAGUUACAAUUACGAAGGUAAAUGAAGAAAAACUGACUUAUUAUGCGUCAAAGGAAGUGGUAGUAAGUGCUGGUACCAUAAAUACACCCGUGUUGUUGAUGCUAUCAGGGAUUGGACCAAAAGAACACUUAGAACAAUUAAAAAUAAAUGUCAUAGCAGACCUACCGGUUGGUGAAAAUUUACAAGAUCACGUACGCAUUCCUGUACCGUUUACCUUGAAUACAGGAGCAGUAAAAAAAUCAAGUGACUAUUGGCUUAAAGCAGCAGCACAAUAUCUGAUCGAUCAAAGCGGACCACAUGCUACUAAUUACGACCAACCUAAUAUUAAUGCAUUUCUUUCUGUACCAAGUGGUAAACAGUUGCCUGAUGUACAAAUAGAUCACAAUUACUUUGUACCAAAUACAUCUUAUAUUUAUCCCAUGUGUAGAAACAUAAUGUCAUUCACUGACGAGAUCUGUAAACAGUUUUCAGAAAUGAAUGCUAAUCAAGAAAUGAUAAUAUUGUUUGUAUCUCUAUGUAGACCGUUAUCAAAGGGUAAAAUAAUUUUACGCUCUAAGGUAUCUACUGAUCAUCCAAAAAUAUAUCCUAAAUAUUUCAGCGACAAACGUGAUAUGUCUACUUUUAUCAAAAGCCUCAGACGUGUCACUGAUAUAGUUGAGACUAAAGUUUUUAAAGAAGUGGGAGCAAAACUUGAAAGAAUAAAAUUUAAAGAUUGCGAUGGUUUUGAGUUUAGAAGUUAUGAAUACUGGGAAUGCAUGGCAAGAACUGUAACUUAUAAUGUUUACCAUCCAGUUGGGACAGCUAAGAUGGGAAAAGUUGAUGAUCCCACCAGUGUAGUUGAUAGUAAAUUAAGGGUUUUAGGUAUAAAAGGCUUAAGAAUAGUAGAUGCAAGUGUCAUGCCAACUAUAACAAGUGUUAAUACUAACGCGCCUACGAUGAUCAUAGCUGAAAGAGCUUCAGAUUUUAUUAAAUCUGAAUACUGGACUCGGACGUCGGACUGGCUGAACGAUGAACUUUAAUUUUACUUUAAUUUUGUCAUAAUAAGAAUGUUGUCAUUUAAAAAAUAAUUUGAGCAGGUUCUG
Messenger RNA from Vanessa atalanta (red admiral), 2072 nucleotides. Its product is annotated as ecdysone oxidase-like. The record is from RefSeq and is a predicted model, not a curated record. Gene Ontology annotation, molecular function: ecdysone oxidase activity; flavin adenine dinucleotide binding. The transcript is spliced from 4 exons. NCBI's taxonomy places the organism in Eukaryota, Metazoa, Arthropoda, Insecta, Lepidoptera, Nymphalidae. The coding region runs from base 135 to 2009 and encodes 624 amino acids.